Messenger RNA from Lutzomyia longipalpis, 1173 nucleotides. RefSeq lists its product as uncharacterized. Bases 184 to 615 code for a protein of 143 amino acids. The record is from RefSeq and is a predicted model, not a curated record. Lineage: Eukaryota; Metazoa; Arthropoda; Insecta; Diptera; Psychodidae. The transcript is spliced from 4 exons.
AAAAUUCCCAUCAACACUCCAUCUCUUUGGUAUAAUCUUAUCACCUGGAGCGGGGGCUUUAGCAUUAAAAAUCGAUAAAGACACACUGAUUUGUUUUAGUGACGAAUUUCGUUGUUGAGUAAACUUUCUUCUAUUGCGCUGCCUGGACAUUCUCUUUACAAGUUAAAAGAGCGAAGACGAGGAAUGGGUGAAGUUUAUGCGGCAAUUGGUGCCGUAUUAAUUGUUGUUUUAAUUGUGGCAAUUUUUCUGUACAAGCGAAAGAAAAUCGGUGGCGGACGACGACAGGGAAAUUCCACGACAAGAAGUACAGAUGAGGAGCUUGCAGAGCAAAGGAGAAGAUAUGGAGUCGUAAAGCCGGAAGAUCAGGUGCAGCAACCAAGAAGAUCAAUGAGUCAUGCGCGUGAUGACACAGCGGCUGUAUUUGUGAUAUCACAAGAGGAUGAACGAGGAAAUCAACCAUCAGCACCAACAGAUAUUCCCAUGCAGCCACGAAGGGUACGAAAUCCUCCGCAACAGAGGUUAACGGAUGAACAAAUAAUUGGUCUCGAUCCUCCCCCGUCGUAUGAUAUUGCCAUCACAGAGGCGGAACGCGAGAGGGGACCUCAGGUGAGAUAAAUUCAACAAUCUGCUGAGAAGACUUUUCCAUGAUUUUUUUUUUCAUUCCAUUUGUGUGCAAUGUACAUAGAAGAUGAAGUAAAUACAUUUUUUAUCACUCAGAAAAAAAACAAAAUAUUCUUUCUCUUCUCACCUCUUCUCUUUCAGUAAGUUCCAAAAUUUCAGUGAUUGCACUGCGUGAGAUUAAAAUCAGAUUAUAUUUUUUUUUUUUUUGUGAGUAAAUUAUGAGGCUUCAAAAUUACAUUUUUAUGCCCCAACUGGAGAGUAAAAAAUAAUUCUUUUGGCCAAGAGAAAUUUUAGCAGAAAUAUAAGCAAAAGAGUCAGAAGUUAAAGGAGUUUAGUCACUAAUAGACUGGACAGGUAAAAAUCUUACAGAGGAGCACAAAAAAGAAUAAGAAAUCGCCAAAGAAUCUUUCCAUUUUCCACUAGAAUCAGCUGGGAAAAUCGCGAUAAAAAAUUUUACUCAAAAAUGUAAAGUUUGACGUCACUUUUGGGAUUUUUAGUCUCUUCCAGGAGAAAUCUUCGUAAUGUUCUUCCGAUGUUUCUUGUUAUUUUUAA